Messenger RNA from Coccidioides posadasii C735 delta SOWgp, 2081 nucleotides. Its product is annotated as MFS siderochrome iron transporter 1. Gene Ontology annotation, cellular component: plasma membrane. NCBI's taxonomy places the organism in Eukaryota, Fungi, Ascomycota, Eurotiomycetes, Onygenales, Onygenaceae. Gene Ontology annotation, molecular function: transmembrane transporter activity. The record is from RefSeq and is a predicted model, not a curated record. Gene Ontology annotation, biological process: transmembrane transport.
GCGAAAGGCAAACUCAAGCGGUUUCAAAGUCUCUGUAUUCCCGCUCCUUCGUCUCCAAAGGGAAAGAUUUUUGCAUUCAUUUCGAGAGUCUUAUGCAUUUGCCAGCAUGAGGUCUCUCCUUUCGCACACGAAGCUUGAAGUCCCUGUGGCUAAGGCCGAUACGAAGCCUACCGAUGCAGAGGCUGGUAAAGAUGAUGCUACCUCGCACAGCGACAGCGAGGACAUCUCGAAAGAUGCCCAAACCGGUGUGCAGGAUAUGCAAGCUAUGACAACUGUCUGGAGCACAUACCACCUAAUUGCGGCCUACAUAUUAAUUUGGGUGAUCGCAUUUCUAGAUUCGCUGCAGUCAGGAAUGUCGUUCGCAUUAACGCCGUUCGUAACCAGUAACUUCCAGAGGCAUUCGUUGACUGCUGCCACGGACAUUAUGGCAAGUCUCAUUGGUGGACUUUUCAAAUUGCCUCUGGCAAAGAUCCUUGAUAUCUGGGGUCGCCCCCAAGGUUUUGGACUUAUGGUGAUUAUGAUGACCAUGGGACUUAUCAUGAUGGCGGGCUGCAACAAUGUCCAAACAUUUGCCGCUGCUCAAGUUUUCUAUUGGGUUGGGUAUAAUGGAGUGUCGUAUACCAUUUCUAUCUUCAUCGCUGAUACAUCGGCCCUGAAAAAUCGAGCUCUGAUGUUUGCGUUUUCGUCCUCUCCCUACAUUGUCACGACCUGGGCUAGCGGGCCAAUGGCAGAGAGCUUCUUAAAGCACACUGGGUUUCGAUGGGGGUUCGGCACCUUUGCCAUCGUGGUCCCAGUCGUCUGCUCGCUUCUCUUCGGACUAUUUAUGUACAAUUAUAAUAAAGCAAAAAAAGUCGGACUACUACCGAAGAGGGAAAGCAACCGCACCGCAAUGGAAUCCCUCAAAUACUACUUCUUCGAGUUCGAUAUUAUUGGUUUACUCCUUGUCACCAGCGGUCUGGCGAUGUUCCUCCUUCCAUUCAGUCUUUAUUCCUACCAGGCCGAUGGCUGGAAAUCACCGCUGGUUCUUUGUCUCAUUAUAUUCGGUGGUCUCCUCGUUAUUGUAUUCGCCUUAUACGAGAAGCUUUUCGCGCCUGUCACCUUUAUCCCGUUCGACCUUCUGACGGAUCGCACUGUUCUCGGAGCGUGCAUUCUCGCGGGCGUUCUCUUCGUCAGCUUCUACAUCUGGAAUAGCUUUUUCUUCUCGUUUCUGUUGGUUGUUAACAACCUUAGCGUCACACACGCAAGCUAUAUCCGCAACAUUUACAGCAUAGGCUCUUGCCUCUGGGCCAUAGUUGUCGGUAUCUUGAUCCGUUGGAGCGGUCGUUUCAAAUGGCUGGCCGUGUGGUUCGGCGUUCCUUUCACAAUCCUUGGGGUGGGUUUGAUGAUCAGGUUCCGUCAACCAGAUGUCAACGUCGGCUACAUCAUCAUGUGUCAGAUUUUUAUCGCAUUUGCCGGUGGUACACUUGUUAUCUGCGAACAAAUGGCCGUCAUGGCAGCGACUUCUCAUCAAUUUGUCGCAGUCGUGCUUGCCAUCGAGGGCAUGUUUUCUCAUAUCGGGGGUGCUGUUGGGAGCACGAUUGCCACCGCCGUUUGGACUGGAGUCUUCCCGAAGAAGCUUGCCGAAUACCUUCCGCCGGAAUCACAGGGUAAUCUCACGGCAAUCUAUGGCGACGUGGCAAUCCAGUCAUCAUACCCUGUGGGCAGUCCAACUAGGAACGCCAUCAACAGAGCCUACGGCGAUGCCCAAAAAUACAUGCUUAUUGCCGCUACGGCUAUCUUGAGCUUGGCAGUUGUCUCAACAGCCGUCUGGAGAGACAUCAAGGUCAAAGACUUCAAGCAAGUCAAGGGCCGUGUCGUUUAAAUGGAGAAGUGCGGGAUAAGGAGUGCGGCUCAUCUUUUAGCAUUUGGUGAUAUAUACCCAGGAUAGUCUGCUUUGCUGGUAAUGGUGAAAGCUUGUUCUCUGAAGUUUUCAAGUCAUAACCAUAUGGGAUGGCGUUCAGUGAGGCAGAAAUGGAUGGGCGAAUGUAGCGAGCAAAGCUUUGGGAUCUAAAUGUUAGAUAACUUAACUAUUGGUUAUAACA